Messenger RNA from Capsella rubella, 1195 nucleotides. RefSeq lists its product as uncharacterized. Gene Ontology annotation, molecular function: protein binding. Lineage: Eukaryota; Viridiplantae; Streptophyta; Magnoliopsida; Brassicales; Brassicaceae. The record is from RefSeq and is a predicted model, not a curated record. Bases 1 to 1089 code for a protein of 362 amino acids. The transcript has 5 exons.
AUGAUGAGUUACUACAAAGAAACCUUAUGUAUUGUUUCUUUCUUCUCUUGUCUUUUCAUCACCUCUUCUAUUGCAGGACCAGUCCCAAACCAGCUGGAGAAUGGUUCUCAGAAACUUAUCCCCACUCAGAUUUCAUCACGUGAUAGUAAGGUCUCGUUAUCGACCACGGUGAAGGGUAUGAGAGAACGUCCUCCGUCGUCUUACUCUCUCAAGAUGGAGUCUUUCAACACACUCAUGAAAUCUAUUUACACCGACAGUUAUCAAUCUCGUCCUUUUAGGGUCGGUAAAUACAACUGGACGCUUGUCGUGUAUCCAAAGGGGAAUAAGAACGAUAACGGUGCAGGGUACAUUUCGUUAUACGUCGUCUUAGACAACUCAACUCUCACCUCUCCACGUGAAGAGGUGAGUGUAGAUCUCAGAUUUUACGUCUUCAACAAGAAACAGAACAAGUACUUUACGAUCCAAGAUACUGAUGUAUGGCGAUUCAGCGCAAUCAAAACCAUGUGGGGGUUCUCUAAGGUUCUUCCUCUGACUACGUUUAACAACACAAAGAAUGGAUACCUUUAUGAUGUCGACCAUUGCGAGUUUGGCGUUGACGUCAUCAUUCCAACAUUCAAUGAGAAGUCGGAACUUUUCUCAGUCACCAAGAGUUUCCCAAACCCGAGAUUUACCUGGUUUAUACAGGGACUCUCGACACUGCCUAACGAUCACCUAUCAGAGGAGUUCACUAUCGGAGGAAAAAGCUGGAAUUUACGAAUCUUUAAAAAUGGUUUUGGGGCUUUCGAAGGCAAAAAUUUGUCGCUUUACCUAAACCUUGGCCCCCAAGAGGUACUUAAAACAAAACCUUAUGACAAGGUUUACGUACGAGCCAAGCUUCGCGUUCCUAACCAAUCCGCAUCGCAAUCCAAUACUGUUUUGGAAAGGCCACUUGAUAAUUGGUUCAGUCCGCAGACAAUAGGGUGGGGAUAUGCUGACUUCAUGCCACUUUCUGAUCUAAGAGAUUCAACAAAGGGCUUUGUUGUGAAUGAUAUGUUAGUUGUUCAAGUCGCAAUGGAGAUAAUUUCUUCAACCAAGUACCUUCCUAGUUAGAUUCGUAGGGAAGCAUAAAUCGUGGCAAGGGAUAUAUAUAUGCGUCUAUGUGUUGUGCUUUAAAUCGAACGUUUUAUUUUAAUUUUAUGUUUCUUUAUGGUUUGUG